AGUCAUGCUUUGACCUUGGUUAUCAAUAGCAUGUACAAGGCGACCUAUGUAAAUCGACAAUUCCCAAAUGUUGAUCCGAUAGAUCUGCAUACCAUAUAUCUACACAGAACGUGCGUAAACAAGCAAUGCAGUUGCACGCUGCGGCACUGGCACGCUCAGCCUAGCGGCAACACGGAAACGAAAGUUCGUGUCCCAACUCAUUUAUCACCAAGGCAACAAGUCAAAGCGAAACAGUGGGAGAGGAUCCAUGAGGAGAGCAAGGUCGGAGCGUGGUCGGAGCCGAUGGAGCAUCGGGAGAGGGUGUGCGCGCUGUCAUGGUAAAGAGCGCGCAAAUGGGUGGAGUCACGGCAGCGGGAUGAGGAAGAUACGAUCGACAUGUUCAAACUUGACCUUGGACUAGUGCCUUCGACGAACCGACCCAAGCGAAGGAAAACGCGGGUAGGUCACGCGUUCUGCCCCCGGCACCGCGCGAUCUUCCGUCUAUCGCGUUCCCCUCCUAGCGACCGCAUCUCCGACACAGAUCGGCGCGACUGCGGCAUCAUCGCGGCCCCUUUGCUGCGCGCCCGCUUGUGUUCCUUCUUAUGGCAUGGAUCGACUCCGUUCUCGCGUCCUUCCUGCACAACGUCUUCCUUCCUUUGAUCGUGCUCAGCAUCUGCCUCAGGUACGCGCUCCAGCGCGACUAUACCACGCGACGACUCAAGUUCAAAGCAUGGCUCUCCAACUACAUGUCGUACCGGGAAACUGGGGCUAUGCUCGAGGCUAAGGAGAUUCUCUUCAGCAAACUCGAGUCCAUCGUCUCACGCGACUGGUACCUGCGCAACCUGGGGCUCAUCCGGAUCCUCGAGAUCGGCGCGGGCUCCGGUUCGAACCUCGCUUUCUACCCCCGGAACUGUCACCUCGUUGCCGUGGACAGCAACCCGUUCACAGCCUCAUACCUACGCCGAAAGUUGACGCGCGUUCCAGUGCUCCUCGAGAUGUUUUUGGUGCAGAACGGCGGCUCGCUGAAUAAUGUCAAGAGCUGUUACGUGGACGCUGUUGUCACCACGCACGUGCUAUGCGGCGUGAAGGACUUGGACGCAAUCCUCAAGGAGAUCGCCCGCGUGUUGGCGCCGGGUGGCAAAUUCUUCUAUGUGGAACACAUGUGCCAUGAUCCUGGCGACUGGCGUCGCUACGUGCAGAUGCUCGUUAACCCACUCUGGCGGAGGCUCUUCAACGGCUGCAGCCUGACGCAGGAGUUGCAUGACAGCAUCCAAAAGUCGGCGCACUUUGCCUCUGUAUCGCAGUGCAAGGUCUAUUCAGCGCGGAGCAAGUUUGUUGGCAUUUUCCUCAACCCCGUCCUAGUGGGCAUCGCAACCAAGAGAGAGUUUGUGCGGAGGAGGCCGAUGAAGUUGAGCAAUGCCUUUCUGACUACACGGGCGAUGUAGAGCAGUCGGUGAUGUUUAAUGCAAUCCAGACUACUGAUGUGACAUUUUCGACUUUUCACUUUUGUGCGUUGAAUGGUAACGUUCCUGCACCUUGAAACCCAAGAAAAGAUACUGGUAUGCCUCAGACCCUCCUAAAUAAAUAUUUGCUAUAUAAUAGCUGUCUGCGAAACAGUUUCGAUUUCGUUUCCCAGAAGGUGUAUGUAUCGUGACACAUAAGCUGGUCACUUGGGAACAGGAUAUUGCAAUGCUUUGUCUCUACUCCGGUUCACUUUGUCAUCUGCUAUGCUGGUUCUCACUGCGCAGCCCUAUGUUGCAGCAUAGCAGACGACAGAGCAAGCACCAAAAGGUUGCAAUGUCCUGCUGCCACGUAAACCAGCUUCUGUGUCAUAAUGCAUACACCUACUGGGAAAUUAAAUCAAGACUGUUUUGUAGACAGCUAUUACAGUAAAUUUUGUUUAUGGUAAUAUGAGGCACAACUGUAUUUUUUCUUCGGUUGCAAGGCUUGGACACGUCAUUAAGAGGGAGCUUUAGCUCAGGCCCAACUCCGACACAGUCUAUUCAAAUACAUGUAAAACGCAAAAACACUUUUCUGAGAUAACCCCUGGACCAAUGUUAAUGAAAUUUGUUGUAUUUGAGAGAGAAACUUAAAUUCUAGUGACUGUUGGAAGCAGAAUUUCGAUUUAGGGCCUGAAUUUUAUGAAAAGUAUUUUCAAAAAUUUGGAAGUUUGAAAAAUAUAGACACACAAAGUUUAUAAAUUAAUAACUGUGCAUCAAAAACAGAUAUUGCGGUUCUGUAGACAGCAUCCAUUAGAUCAUUCAAAGCGGACAAAUUCGAUAUGUCAAUUUAUAUCUUAUGUGAAUCUGUUACGUUGUGUACAAGGGUUCUGCAGAAGUUGUAUUUCCAUAUUACUGAAUUUUUUCAGUCAUGUGUCACAUAUCGAUUUUGUCUGCUUUAGAUAUACUAUCAGAUGCGAUACACAGAAUUGUGCUAUCAUUUUUCUUUGCUGAGUUAGAGUUGUAAACUUGAUAGUUUCAUAUUCUAAAAUUUUCAAUUUCUGCCAAUUUUUAAUAAAAAGUUGACCUAAGUAAACACUUUGAAACCAACAGUGACUAGAUUAGAAGUUUUUCUUUUAAAUGCAACAAACCCCGUCAAAUUUGGUGCAGUGGUUGCCGAGAAAAACGAAUUCUCCUUUCACAGGUAUUUAUAUAGGGGCAUCCGAGCUAAAGCUUCCUCUUAAUGCACAAAAAUGAAAAGUCCGAAAUGUCCUGACAGUACCCGUUUAACACACGUAAACCUUCAAGCUUUUCAUCAUUAUGAUCCCUGCCCUCAAAACUUGGGCUGUGAAAGCCUGUGGUUUCGAUGAGUGAAAUUCCUCUACAUGGAAAUUUGCCAGUUUUACAAUCUCCUGCAAAGGAAGUGGACAGGUAAUAUCCUGGCUGUGUGCUUACGCACAUGCACCUUAGCAUUUAUAAAUGUUACAAAAAAGGCAGCUGCUUCGUGUUGCAGCAGUCUCGCAUCUCAGGCACAGCUAGUCGGGCAUGUCACGCAUGGCCAUGCCACAUAUUCAGGAAUUAAGGGCAUCAACCAUGAGGGCCCUCUGGUGGCCGUGAACUGUAAAAGGUAAUGUUGUUUAAUUCCACAGGAAUUAGACAUUAUAUAUAUAUAUAUAUAAAGAGCUAAUCAACUGGCAAUGAAGCUGAAAGCGGCUGAAAAUUUAUUUUACUUUGCUAGUCACUUGUCAGCUAGUGAGCACUACUGCCUUCUUGCUGACAAAAACCUCUUAUAAAUAGCAUUCACUGUUCAGUGUGUGGAAAUAAUCUAAAUGUAGAAGUAUUCUUUACAUGGGAAGAAGAACUGAAGAAAUUGAUAGAUUAACUGGAGAGUCUCAGUGGUAAGUGUAACGACCAGUGUAAUGGAACAGGAAUAGGACCAUCUGCAGGUAGUUUUAUCUGAUAUAAAAUUUGCAAGGUGUUGUUCUAAGCUAAAUGAGAACUCAAUUUGAUUUCCAUUUGUUGCGUGUAUCUUGAAAGCAAGUUGCACAACUGUGGGGUUAACGUCAUGUCAUCCUGCUGCUUGAUUCUGCUAAGAAUAUUUCCUAUUUUCUCAGCCAUACUGCUUGUUGUGGCUUUCAUUGAAGCCAGAACGUGAGAGAGAUUAUGAAUUUGCAACUGAGCUCUUGUUGUAGGCUGUACAUAAGCUGACAUGCCUGCCGUGCUUUAUUUGCUUCGAUUAGCUCGGAACAGUCUUUCGUUAAUCGCUUCAACUGCUGGGUUUCUGAGAUUUGGAAGCACUUAUGAAGCUGCUGAGCCCUGCUGUUUGGGCCAUAUAUGAAAAAAGCAACAGGGUACUUUGCAUGCCUCUCUGGCAUAUAGAAACAUUCCUAGUAUUGGUGCUGUUGGCCUUUCUUAGUCAAUACAGUCACUGCUUACUUUCUAGACUAGCAUUCUCAGAACAUUGCUGUUUUCUCAGAAUUUCAUAGCGCUGAGCAUCCAGUAACAAGUUCAAAUUUUCGGCAGCAGAUAAUGAAUUUGUGCACUGGCAAGCUGCCAGAUUUCAUUGUGCCCUGAGUUAUGCUGGAGUACGCUGAGAAAGUCUAAGACACAGGACACUAAGCGCAGGCAAACACUGUACGAAGCAAAACAUAGGUCCUAUUGUCACGACUAAAUUGUGAAAACGGCCAGAAGCAGGCGUGGAAAUGGCGCUGUGACAGCAAGUAGUCUUCUAUUCCUCAUCCUCUGUAACCGCUGUUCUUGUUGGAGUCGCUGUUGUCAUUGUUGUCUGGCAUUCGGACAUGGCAGUAUGCUCGUGUACAGAGAAUGACCUAGCCGAGCGAGUGAUCUCACUGAUACUCAUACAGUUUUUAUACUUACCAAAGCAUAAUUAUACACUUGUACCUGUCAACAGAGCUGGCAUUUGCUACAUUUGGAGCGAAGAAGACGGAAGAUGCAAGCAGGGCUGUGGGCACUGGUGCGAGACUCGAGCUCGCACUAGGGCUGUUGGUUAUAAGCCUGUAUGGCCCGCACUUCUGUGAAAUGUAAAGGGGAGAUUUAAUAAUACAUCUGUGAGCAAUUGAAUAGGCUUAGAACCAACAGUCCUAUCCCGAGCUCGAGCCUUGCACCAGGGCACGGAGUAAGAUAAACAGGAGAGCUUACUCCGCGGACGCUGGGGUCUAGUUCAUUCCUUUGCUCUCUCCCUUUGCUCCUCUUCACACUUUGGCACAUGCUUUUUCCUUUCCUUAUGCUCCCAGCCGACUAUUCUCCUCGCGUAGCGCUGUCUGCCGAGGCACAUAGAAAUCACCCAACAGCUUGCUUCCAUGUGUACAUGCGCUGAGUGGCAGAGGCUGGCAGUGGCAGUGGCGGUGAAAAGGCAGUGCAGCGGUGUGCGCAAAGCAUGUUGUCUGCUAGAAACACGGACCCUCGGUGUCUCGAUUCGAUAGCAAUCAAAUACAAAAAAUAUAUGCGCACAAAUGAUAAAAGCGUAAAUAAACACAUGGUACCGCUUUUUCUGCACAUAUGCAAGACAUUUGUACAUGUCUUUAGAGGAAACAGACGAAAAAUAAUGCUAUACAAAAAGGCACAACAGAAGUACUUGUUUUUCAUGCCUGAACGUCUGCGCGGAAGCGAAGGUUUGAAAUUUCAUGUUCCUCAGUUUGUUUACCAUGCCUGCAGCAUGUUUAUACAUGCCUGAUGGAACAAGACAUUUUGAUACUUGUGCGUGGAGAUAUGGAGCAACAGGGCUGGAAACAAUGAAGUGUUUUGUUCCCGGCUGUAAAUCUGGGUAUGGGAUGGGAGAAGUUUUCGCUCUUCACGGCACUAUCUGAUCUGCAGCUACUUCACCUGUGGUGACAAAAAGUUCCUAAAAGUUGGUGACUGCUCAAAGCAAAGGACAAAGUAUGUGUACAGUACUUCGAGAAGCACCAUAUUUUGGCAGGUACUUCAGUGAACACAAAGGUAAUGUCCUGCUAGACGUAAAGAAAAGGCCUCGACUUCGAAAGGGAGUUCCCUCGAAAGGUAGCCGUUCCUUCAAUUUUUGAGGGAAGCCUGGCGCAACCCAAUGACAUCUAGGUGGUGUUGGCACCUCUACACCUUCGGUUUGUUAGAAGGCCCGUCUCCCCACUUCACCAUUUUUCCUCAUCCACAGCGCCACCUGGCAAACACGCUGUGAAGCAGGAACUGGCAUUGCAGAAUGGGUCCCUUCCAGACGAGCGGAAUCGGUGCUCCUGUCUUAUCUUACUCUGUGCACCAGGGCGAAGGAAGUGCCCACGGCGCUGCUUGCAUCUUCGUCUUCUUCACUACACAUUGAUAAUCGUUUAAUGACAGACACACAGAUUUUCUUGAAACAUGUUACUGCUCUGCGAAGAAGCGUGGAAGAAGUUACUAGAGUUCAGGAAAAGAGGCCGCAGUAGGGGCCUGCCGGCACUGGUUAUGACAGCACCUUGCUACUGCCUCUAUUGAACUCUAUUUAAAUAUAAAUUUUAAAUAAUGUUAUCUGAAAAUUUCAGAUUGCUCUCUUGUAAACGUCAUGUGCACCUCUGCAAUUAGUUUUAUUUCUAUCUUGCCAUAAGUACUAUAUUUACUUGAUUCUAACCCGCACAUCAUCACUAAAAUAAUUUACUGAAAUAUGACGCCCAUUACAUUCGAAUACAAAACAAAAACAGCAAUAUUGACAAGUGAUCAUCAUUUGCAGUAAAAAUUUCUGCAAUCCAAUCCACAUGUUGCUGCAGCUGCAGAAGAUGUGUACAUUUGUUAGGCUAUAGCAUAUACGCCUUACCCUAUGGUAAGGCUGUGAGGCAUUUACGAAAUGUGGCACCCUAAAUGCUGUAGGCUGCAUUGAAGUUGAGGUGUCCUGGGUUGAAAAGAGGCCCCUGACAGCUUUUUGAUGAGCGAUACCCGGUCUGCUGUAGUUCGGAUACAAUAAGUGUUCUUUUUUUUCAAGUGGGAACAUAUCAUCCUCACUAUCUCUUAUUAUGAAAAAUUACUGAACGAACAGUCAAGGGCACUGUAUUCAUAAUUUCUUGAAGCCUGAAAACCUGGAAUCUGUGGUACAAUUGAGGAAAUCGCAUUUCUGACAUCUGGCUCCUAAGAUCAAAUGCAUGUCAGAAUCGAGGAUGCAUUACAAUCAAGUAAAUAUGGUAUUCUCAUUUGAGUGGCAUCAAAUACUUGCUUUUUGUCAAAAUAACCUCCCUACAUGCCCGUGCUCCUAUAGUAGCUCAAGUUGUUGUGGUGAAGUAGACAGUGCACCUUUAUUUUAGCUUUUGCAUAAGUCAUUUAUUUGGCUCUUUUUGAUAGGAACGUACAGUCUAGCCAGAAUUUUUAUCUGGACUGUGUUUUAAUUCCCAUAUCACAUAAUUCACACUGUAACUGUGCCUAAACUUUACCGUAAUUGCAUUCACAUCGCACUGAACUUGCAUUCAUCCUUCAAGCUUCAUUGCAAGAACAACUGAUGUAUGAUUACGUUGAGCUCCAAUGUGAUAACCCUGGUAUCUGGUCGGUUGUGAAUAGUUGGUUUAUCAAACUUGAGAUCGACUGAUCACUUUCAGCUGGUGUGGUGAUAGGAGCUUGUGAUGUGUACACCCUAGUGGGACAUUGUUAUCAGCACGACAGAUACAUAGGAAGUAGGUUGAAAAACAUAGCGGUCGAAAAAGAGGUGUCUGUGGAGCCAAGUCUUGGCAAGGGGAUCAUUGUUAUCAACAUGAGACUUUAAUGUGUUCAAUUUAGUCUCAUAUAUUUUUGCUAGGGCAAUGUAACAACAUGUUGUUUUAGCAUGACAUUUUGAAUUCACUGGCAGUAAGAGCCAGGGGCACCAUGACAUUGAGAAAUGUCCUUUGCUGCAGUGAAGCUCUGUGCAGCAUAUGUUACACUGUAAAAAAGUGGAGGCAUCCCUAUAAGGGAGUGUAGUUGAAAACACGGCCUUAACAGACAAGCUUACAGCGAACGAUGUCAUGGGCAUAGUAGUAAGAAGUAGGCUAUGUGAUGGUUUGUUAGGCUAGUUGUACAACUGAUGAUGCACCUCUUGGUUUCAUGAUGUUCGGCGACAUUCCGAAGUUCAAGCAUGGUAAUAACAUAAUAGAAUAUAAAUAUUAAUGUAACAUAAUAUAGAUUCCCUUGAAGAGUAAGUCUGUGAAGAGGGAAGUUUGAAGUAUGCAGGGAAAUUUGUCUUUCUUUUCCACAGGUUUCGUGUACUUAUGCUAACACGAACCUAGGUGGACACGGACAGAUUUGAAAGGUCCUGUCAUGUUUAUGUAUGGUUGACUUCCCUUAAUUCGUCUCUGAUAGGACAGAUGAAAUUGGUAUAAUUAUUUGGAGGGUCGAAAUAAACACAAUGCAGAAAAAAUGCCAGAACACACUGCUGACUCUUUUGGCAGCAUUUGUCCGAUACAAUUAUGCCCCAAGUGAAACGCAUGGCCACUUUCUAUGUGGCAAAAGCAAAAGAUUAAUGUGGAAAUCACAUUAAAGCUCCUAAACAAGGUAUAAAUCCAAUUCAUACCCCAUUUUUAGCAAGAAAAAUGGGAAGUGGUAAAUAUGUGUUGUACAGUGGCGGCAAGUUUUCUAAAGUCGGCUUUGUCGCAGUUCAGGUUUUAUUUAGAAGGUCAACUUCGCCGCAGUACAGUCGUGUUAUGGGGUAAAGCAUAUGAAUGCUGCGAACGCAAUUUUGAUUUUGUGUCUGAUUCAUGUGUCACAGGAAAUUUUCGGCCCAAUGUUCUUGGGGGAAAAUAUGUGCACAUCAGAAUAGGGUAAAUACCAUGGUAGGACAUUGUGAGCUACUGUUAUAGCUUGAAAAUCUUUCUAGGGCUGACCUAAAAUAGGCGUUUUGGACGGGAAAUGACACGUGUCCAACACAUUCAUUGUCCCCUAAGCUCUGUGGAGACGUGCUGCCACUAAAGCAACCCUGUUGGUGCCACCAAGGGGUCAUGCAUGCGCAUGCUCACUGAUCAAGUUCGAAUAAUCUGGCAAGGGCCAAUUUUAGGAUUGAAGUAAUGAAAGUUUGGGCCCAUAGAAAUAUAUGAGCAUUGGCCGGGACAUUUGGUCAUGAUCGAAUUGACCAGAGACCAAUUAAUGGACGUCUACUGUAUCUGCAAUACCCUAGUUACGCAGACAUGUUAACGCCAGUUCAGUCGAACCUUAGUUAAGCUGAACCAAAUGUACGGCUAAGGUUGCCACCUGCUCAAUUUUAGAUUUUGACAGCUGGUAAUUUGCCGUUAUGUCUUGCUUUUUUCCCAGUCCUUCAUUGAUCACUUCAGUAGAAUUCACUUUUUGCAACAGAAGUGGCUGUUCUACUUGUGGUCUACAACAACUAUGCUAGGUUACAAAAAAGACCUAGCUCUAAUAAUUCUGCCAACCAUGGUAGCAGUGUAUAAAAGUGCAGUAAGGUUUUUAUUGUGAUGUAGCACAAUUGCGGUAGACUGCAACCAUACUGGUCAAGGGAAGUCUUGAAAUGGCAGCUACAAAUACUGCGUGCUUUGAGCAGUACUUUUUACAAUGAAUGUAGCCUUUGUUUUGUGACAUUAUUCCACUUAUAUUGAAGCCAAUGACAAUAUUUUCACUGGUGUUUUGUGUUUUGCCUUCUUGAAUGUACCCAAUCUUGCUGUGCGGCAAUGUUAGCAGUAACAAAACUGUGUUGUCUCUUUAAAUAAGUACCGUGCAUGUACAAGUGUAUGUAUUCAUGUAAAGCUAUGCGUUGAUUUAGGCAUGCCAAAUGUCUCCAGCAGCAGUCAGCAUUAUUGAAGCUGCCAUCUCUGUACCACGUCACUUAUUGCAUUUGGUCUCACACAAUGUGUCUUUUCGGCACCAAAUGCAGUGUACAGAGAAGCAAUUCCUUGCAUCUCUUUAGAGUUCAGGCCUGCAGCAUAAUGUGCAUUGUGAAGCAUUUCAAACCUACUUUGCUGCAUUUUGAUUCCGAAGUUCAGCAUUCGUGUGAGAGUGCUUUUUAAUGCUAGGCAGCAUUUAGCCUACACGUUUUGAUGAGGUUUAGGCCAUAGUGGUAGAAUAACUUCGAGAUGCAUUUAUAUGGGUAAGUGAUUCGCCAGCUUUUCAUGCAAUGUGGCUUUUGAUGAGCCUGACCAUGGGGGCUGCUAUUCACAUUUAUACAUUGUGGGAUUUUAUUUGUCCAGCUUUACACGUGCGCCUUCUGUACGUGCAUGCUUGUCUUGUUUUUUGUUUUACUUGGCCCCCUUUUUUAAAUACUUCUCUGUGGCGCAAGACAUCUGCAUUUCUUUGAAAAAUUUGCAUGGAAUGUCAGCUCCUGUUAUGAAGUGCAUUUUUAGUGCCUUAAAUAGCAUUGCGGGCAAAUUCUUAUUACAGUGAGACCAAAGCAAGUACCACACUGCUUCAUAUCAGUUCUGGGAUGUAGGUCAGAUGAAAAGUGCACCCUACCUUUGCUUUUGAAAUUCAUCAUUGUGAGAUGUGCUUCGGCUGUAAUCUUACACCUUUCUCAUUCUUUGCAGUCUAACUGGUGUCAUCAAAUUCACUCUCAUCAUGAAGCCAUUCAUAUCAUGAGGCCACUUGCAGCUAUGUUUUGAUACAACCAGCCUGUAGGUAGAAUGAACAAUUACACUGCCACAUGUGUUGCCUCGGCUGAGGCAUGCAUUGUGUUGUUGCACAGAAUUAAUCAGGCAUUACACCUUGCAUCCUACGCGCAAGCUUUCGCUUCUCUAGGACUUUCGUAUAUCGCACCUGAAUAGGUUGAGAAGCCGAGACCCACCUGUGGCAAGUAUAAUGUUGCAGCAUUGGGCAUUGCAGCUCUGCUAAAGGGUGCGAAGGCAUUCCUUAACGGAGCUUUGAGUUUGUAUUGUCACUGACGGAUGAAACCCUAAUAAGAAACUUCUGUUUAUAACAACAAAAUUGGAGGAUUGUGUUUGUGGUGGGGGGACAUACAGGGUGAUCUAAAUGUAGCAAAAAGUUAAAAGUUUCAUAAUAAAAGCAUAGGCCUUAGCGAAAUGUGGUUUUCAUAUAAAUUCGCGGAAAAACACGAGGCCAUUGUUUUCCUAACUAAAUAAUUUUAUGAGCAAUAUAGUUACAUUUGUUACUGACAGGUGGCGCGUCAGUUGUGUCGGAAGCUCAGUCGGGCUGCAGCUGUGCCACCUUGAGGCACGAAGCAAAGCUGUUGAGGCUACUUUGUUUUGUAUGUUCUGUCUUCACAGCUUUCAUUGCUGCUUUAUGUUGAAUAUCUGUUUUCAUUGAGCAGGUAAUGGAAACACAGUAAAGCAUGACUGUAGCAUUCGUGUUUGCAAGAAGACAUUCUACCUGGACCACACACUUCAAGGCUGUGCUGUGUGAUCUACAUUGACUCCGAAGCCAGUUCCUGAGCAGACUAAAAUUGAAGAAUUUUCUGCCUGACAUGCUUUUUUUUUGGCAGCAGAAUUUUUUUUGUCCUUUUCUUUCUUUCUUUUGCGGCAGCUGUGUAGGCCACUACCUAGCUGGCAAUGUCAUAGUUGUGCUGUGAUGUGUGAGCUUUAAAAGAUGCCAUUCGUUACCAUGGCUGCCAGCCUGUUUCCUAACUCCUGUCAUGCAUCAACGAAACCCACCCUACCUUGACAAAAUUCCAUAUCCCAUAACUCCAGCUCGCCUUUACUACUGGCAGCCAUUGUACAGCAGCUUAGUGCUAGCCUUGAAAAAAAAAAAUGCAAUCAUUGCAUUCCACCUGCAUUAACAUAAGGGCAGAAAUCUUGGAGAGAAGCAUGAAAAGAAGUUAACGACCGCAUAACAAGCAAUGGAAUGAAAAAUGGCACACAUAAUAUUGAGAGACGGGAAGACAUUGGUGUAGAUUAGAGAGCAAAGGGAGGUAGCCAAUAUUCUAGUUGAAUUAAGAGGAAGAAAUGGAGCUGGGUAGACCGUUUAAUCUGUAGUAUGACAGAUAACUGGUGGUCUAUUACAGUAACAGAAUGGGCCCCAAAGGGGGAAGGAAAGGAUAGUCGAGGAAAGUAGAAAACUAGGUGGAGUGAUGAAAUUGGGAAAUUUGUAGGCAUAAGAUGUUGUGAGCUGGCACACAACAGGGGUAAUUGGAGAUUGCUGCAGGAGGCCUUUGUCUUGCAAGGGACAUAAAUUGGAUACUGAUGACACACUCAGUCUAAGACUCUGCUACCUCUUACUGCAUCUCUCUUCUGUUACUCCAUUAAGCUACUAGUUAUAUGUUCUACAGUGAGCUUUGUUUAUUUAUAACAACAAACAAAAUUAAAAGAAGAUACGUUACGCUUGCUGCUGUUUUGUUUUCAGACAGAUUUUGCACCAAGAUCAAAUUUGUUGGACCGCAAAGUUCAAUGUUCACCAUUUUUAUUGCCUGCUUUCUAUAGAAGAAACUUAAAGUGCAUUUUAUGUGCACUUCAAAAUUUUGGAUGCUAGCUGCUAUUGAAAUGACUGGUUUCGCUGCCUCCUGGCAAAUAAAUGUCCCAAUGAACUGGCCAAAUAGUAAUGCCAAGUGUUUCAUUUAACGGGAACAAGGCAGGGUGAAAAAUGCAGCCUCAUGAAAUUGGAGUAAAAGGAGCAGCGAGUACUAAGUCUCUUCUCAAUAUUGCUCGUGCAAAAGAGCAGGUCAGUGCUCACUGUGUAGGACCUGCUCAAUUUAGUUUCCUCUUAAUCUCACCUAGAAUAGCUUUUAUGUCUUCUGCACAAAACUUGGCGUGAGCUAGAACAUGGUGGUACAUGGAGAAAGCGAAGAGAAGAAGAGAGAGUGCAGAUGUGACGUGGAACUUCAGUGCAUUCAUUGUUACCAGAAAGAAUCUGUAGGAGACAGGUAAGGGUGUUGAGAAGGAUAAGUUGUGAUCAUGGAGUGAUGAAAAGAAAAUGAGGGACUACUGUCAUGGGUGAAUUCGAGGGAGCUCAUUUCUUUGCAGGCUCAUUGCUUUCUUCUGUGUUUCUUCUGUGUUCUCUCUUCUUAACUACAUGUGGUCCAGGCCUCUUAAGUAUGGUACCCUUCAAGUUCUAGUACUUCAAGGGUGCAUGAUUCACUAUAAGAGAAGCACAGAGGGUUUGUACAUUUGACAGACUAUUUGACCUUUGUCUCUAGGUAGACAAGGUAACUCCAAGGCAACAGAUGGACGCUUAUUGAAUUUCUUGUUGUUGUGAUGUGUAUGUGAUGCAGAAGGUGCAUUGAAGCACCACAUUUUUUAGACACUGCUUAAAGCUUUUGCGCUGUAGGUGUGUCACUAUACUGCCCUUUUUGGUAUGAUGCCUCAAGCAGCUCCUUUGCUGACUUGCAUUGUUGUUUUCACAUACUAAUUUGACAGGUGGUUACCACGGCCUGCAGUGUCGUGCUGUGUCACAUUGCAUUCACGACUGGGUCUUCAUGCAGAGCACAGAAGAACAUGCUACGCACUGGAAUCACAGGCUUCUAUUUGACUGGAUAUUUCACUUGUCUUGCUGGGGCAGCAUAUACGGUGUCCACUAGGGUAAUGCAGCAUUGGCUGAAGGAGUCGAGAAAUGACAGCUAAUUAAGAGAGGUUUGGUGCCUGAUUGUAAGUAAUUUUGUACUUGCUACCGAUGGCUGAAUUGCCCACCACUUUAAAUGUUGGCAUUUACCUUCUGUUUGGAGCAUACGUAAUUAUUGAGAAGAGCAUGUAUUGUGCAUGCUUAUUGUAUAUCUCACGGGGUCGAGUAGAUUUGUCUAGGUAGUAUUCUGUUUUCAUCUUUCUUUCUAUGAUGUUCCUGUUGAGAGUUAUACAUGGAGAGAAUAAAGAAUGUUGUUGUGUUAGAAAUUUUAUGAUUGCGCACCCCAUUAUACAAUGAAGAUAUAUAUAUAUAUAUAUAUACAUAUAUACGUAUACAACACAUUGUAUGUACUUGUAUGCAUUCCUUCUUUUUGAAUUUCUUAGGAAUGGGCAGGUGCAACUGUUUCAGUCACCGAUGUUACAUGCCUGUCCUACACGGCCUGCUCCAUGUACACGAAUGUGUGAUAUUUUUUGUGGCAACCAUAUAUUUUUCAAAGCCAUCUUAUGCAGGAAAUUGAGAUUGAUAUGUAUACCCAUGUUGAAAAUUUAGUAUAAUAAAGUGUUUAACUGGGUA
Dermacentor andersoni is the source of this 13421-nucleotide messenger RNA. Its product is annotated as thiol S-methyltransferase TMT1A-like. Gene Ontology annotation, molecular function: S-adenosylmethionine-dependent methyltransferase activity. Lineage: Eukaryota; Metazoa; Arthropoda; Arachnida; Ixodida; Ixodidae. The record is from RefSeq and is a predicted model, not a curated record.